This is a messenger RNA of Gryllus bimaculatus (two-spotted cricket), 756 nucleotides long. The record is from the annotation of a GenBank genome assembly. NCBI's taxonomy places the organism in Eukaryota, Metazoa, Arthropoda, Insecta, Orthoptera, Gryllidae.
AAUGAAAAUAGAAAUGUUUCAAAUUGGAUCCGUGAGAAAAUUUUCGAUUAUUAUAGUAAUAUAUGGGUACUGACAAAUGGAACUGUUUUCUCCAGACUUUUUCAAACUCUGCCUCUGAAUAUGAGAAAUGCGGCAAUUACUGACCGUUAUUGGGAAGCAUUAACAAAAGUUCUUUCAAGCGAAGAUACAGAAAGUACUAUUAUGUUGUUAGGUCAGGGAAGUUUGUUUUGCGAAAUAGCCUUGAUGCUUUGCACACCCUCUCCAGUGCAGCUAGAAGCUGGAUCAUUUUGUGAAUUACAAAUAUUGGAUAGGGAAAAUGUAUACCUCACUGCAGUAGUAUACAGGCAAAUAAGCGACUUAAUAUUCAAAACGUUUAUGAACCUCUGGGAUAAAGCAUUGGCUGACGAGGAAAUAAAAAAGAAGGAGUCUGCUGUGUCAGAAGCUCUGGGCAUAAAAUCGGUCGACGUGAGUGAAGUGAAAUAUACUGAUGAUGAAUAUGAAAAUCCUUACACAUGGUUGCAUGAAGAUGAGAUGGUACAUCUCGUUUCACGACCAAAAAUUGUUCAAAAAACUUUGGAUGUGUAUGUUCCUUGUAAGAUAGCAAGCCAAACUUCCGAUGGACUGUGUGCCCGCACGAAGUUCCCCUUUGUGUUCCAACCGGGCACCUCUCUCUUGUUUGUCUGGGAUUUCGUGGUGGUUGUGUCUGCUAUCCUGGCGGCUGUGUUGUAUCCGACGAGAGCUGCUGUUGGAAACGAA